GACCCUAGUAGUAAUCACGGAAACCCCCCAAAACCCAUUAGGAUCAGGAGUGGGCAGGGUAUAUUUAACGAUGACGGCAGCACUCUUCUCUUCUUUCUCUUCCGCAUCCCGUUCCUUCCAUUCCCUCCGCCGCCGUUGCCCCCUCGCUCCCUCCGACAGGUUACUACAGGGCGGCUUCUAGGAGGUUUCUUGCGACAAAGAAGACAGAAUUGCCAUCAGCCAUGAGCGGUGACGCUUCCGGUUCUGCUCCUUUGCAAGGGCAAGCAGCAGAAGAUGGUGGAGAUAGAGCUGGAAGUGUCAAACAGCAGCUGUCAAGAUUAUUCAAAGCAUCCCUUAGUGCAACAGUCCCAGAUGAGCCAAAUAUAGAGCCAUUGGUUGAAGUUUGCACGGCAAAGUUUGGCGACUAUCAGUGUAAUAAUGCGAUGGGGCUGUGGUCAAGAAUAAAAGGAAAGUCGACAGAAUUCAAAAAUCCCAAUUCUGUUGGCCAGGCUAUUGCAAGAAAUCUCCCUCCAUCAGAUAUUAUUGAGUCCACCUCUGUUGCAGGACCUGGAUUUGUGAAUAUAGUUUUGUCGGACAAAUGGGUAGCUCAGAGUAUACAACAGAUGCUGUUAAGUGGCAUUGGGACAUGGGCACCAAUUCUAUCAGUUCCCAAGGCAGUUGUGGACUUCUCAUCACCGAAUAUUGCGAAGGAAAUGCAUGUGGGCCAUUUAAGAUCUACAAUAAUUGGUGAUACUCUUGCUCGCAUGUUGGAGUUCUCAAAUGUCGAGGUUCUUCGACGAAACCAUGUGGGUGACUGGGGUACACAGUUUGGCAUGUUGAUUGAACAUUUAUUCGAUAAAUUCCCAAACUGGGAGGAAGCUGGUGAGCAAGCCAUAGGUGAUCUCCAGGAAUUCUAUAAGGCAUCAAAACGUAGGUUUGAUGAUGAUUCGACUUUCAUGGAAAAAGCACAAAAGGCAGUGGUUCGAUUGCAGGGUGGGGAGGCCAGAUAUAGAGAUGCUUGGAAAAAAAUAUGUGAAAUAAGCAGGAAGGAAUUUGACCUGGUGUAUCAGUGCCUUGGGGUUCAUUUGGAGGAAAAGGGGGAAAGCUUUUAUAAUCCUUAUAUUCCAGGUGUUUUGGGGGAACUGUCUAAUAAAGGGUUGAUCGAGGAAAGUGAUGGCGCACGUGUGAUAUUCAUUGAAGGACAUCAGAUCCCUUUGAUUGUUGUUAAGAGAGAUGGAGGAUACAACUAUGCCUCAACUGAUUUAGCUGCUCUUUGGUAUCGUCUUAACAUUGAGAAAGCAAAUUGGAUAAUAUAUGUAACAGAUGUGGGUCAGUCACAGCACUUUGAUAUGUUUUUCAGUGCUGCUAGACGAGCUGGUUGGCUUCCAGAUUCCGAUGGAAAUUUAUAUCCCAAAGCAAGCCACGUUGGGUUUGGCCUUGUUCUUGGAUCGGAUGGCAAACGCUUUCGAACUCGCAGCUCAGAAGUUGUUCGAUUGGUAGAGUUACUCGAUGAAGCUAAAAGUCGCAGUAAAACUGAACUUCAGAAGCGUCUCAAGGAGAAUGGUAAAAUGGCAGAGUGGACGGACGAGGAGCUUGAGAAAACUGCUGAAGCAAUUGGCUAUGGCGCUAUCAAAUAUGCAGAUCUGAAGAACAAUCGGCUGACUAAUUAUACAUUUAGUUUUGAUCAGAUGCUAAAUGAUAAGGGAAAUACUGCUGUUUAUCUCUUGUAUGCGCAUGCACGUAUUUGUUCCAUUAUAAGGAAAUCUGGUAGAGAUGUAGAAGAGCUAAAGAAAACAGGAAAUAUUGUGCUGGGUGAACCAGAUGAGCGUAUCUUGGGACUUCAUCUCAUUAAAUUUGCAGAGGUUGUUGAAGAGGCUUGCACCAAUCUCCUACCAAAUAUUUUGUGCGAGUACCUGUACAACUUAUCUGAAAAAUUCACAGGAUUUUAUAGCAGAUGUCCGGUGGUUGGUUCAGCAGAAGAAACAAGCAGAUUGUUGUUAUGUGAGGCAACGGCUGUGGUCAUGAGGAAGUGCUUUUAUCUUCUUGGAAUUACACCUGUUUACAAAAUCUGACAUUGUUUAUUUAUCGGCUUUGCCUGUUAGAUAAAAGGUCCGAGUCGUCAAUAUAUUGAAAUCCAUGAGCUAUACAAUUUUUUGUAGCCAUCCACAACAGUGAUUUUAUUCAAGAUAACAAGUAUUUUAUUUUGGAAAUU
Molecule: messenger RNA, 2191 nt
Organism: Phoenix dactylifera (date palm)
Lineage: Eukaryota; Viridiplantae; Streptophyta; Magnoliopsida; Arecales; Arecaceae
Product: arginine--tRNA ligase, cytoplasmic-like
Biological process (GO): arginyl-tRNA aminoacylation
Cellular component (GO): cytoplasm
Molecular function (GO): ATP binding; arginine-tRNA ligase activity
Source: RefSeq, a predicted model, not a curated record